AAUUAAAUAAAAUGCCAAAAGUUUCUAACAGUAAUAAACUUGAGCUCGAAAAUAAUCGACAUAAAACAAUUCUUGCGGCGCUUAAUGAGCAUAAAAAUUCUACUACUAGUCUUAAACGCCCCAGUGUAAAUGGUAUAGCAAAUGCCUAUGAAAUUCCUAGAACCACUCUUCGCCAUGCUAUAAAAAAUAAUGAUCCUCCUAAACGCCGGGGCCCACCUACCGUUUUAACUGAACAAGAAGAAAAUCAACUUGUCGGGUAUUGCAUUAAUAUGCAAAAGCUCAGAUUUGGUUUAACCCGGUCUGGUGUCAACCAUUGUAUUAUGGAAAUAAUGUGGGGUAACAAAAGGCCACACCCAUUUGGUGACAAGGGGCCGGGCCGAGAUUGGUGGAGACGCUUUAUAAAAGAUCAUACUGAGCUUUCAUUUCACGUUUCCCAAGAGUUGUCAGAAGCUCGAGCACAAAAAGCAAAUCCAGUUGUU
Messenger RNA from Cetraspora pellucida, 479 nucleotides. Lineage: Eukaryota; Fungi; Glomeromycota; Glomeromycetes; Diversisporales; Gigasporaceae. The record is from the annotation of a GenBank genome assembly.